AGUCAGCGUCUUCCUCUUCUCUCCCUCUCUGUCUAAAACAAAACCAUUCAACCUAUCUUCCUCGAGAGGUGCAUGAUGAGAAAGUAGGUGGCAUAUAAUUUCCAAAGCAUACAUGUGUAGCAACUUCAUGAAGAUGAUGGACAACUACGAAGGCGAUCUAUCCGACAUAGUCCGAGCUGCCGCUGCAGAAACACCGUCGCAAGAGGCGGGGGCGGCCCCGGAGUGGCAAUUUUCAAGAAAUUCGAUCGACUACUCUCCCGAAUAUUUCGGCGAUCCAUUCACCUACAUCAAAGAUCCUCUCAAUCAAGCCAUAACCCCUCCAAUUUCGGAGCACUUGUACAAUUCGAGCAUCGGAGGGGUGAUCAGUUGCGAUGGGGUGAGGAGACCCUCGAAUAUUUUCUCGAGGAUGCUGCAGAUAUCUCCUAAUGCGAAGCCAUGUGAAAAUCAAGACAAGAAUCCUCCUCCUAUUUUAGUGUCUAAUAAUGGGGGUUUGAUUUCGGGCACUAGCUCUGCCUUGCAGAUCUCGUCUCCGCCUAACGCGGGCACCAAAAGAAGGAAAAGUCAGGCGAAGAAAGUAGUUUGUAUUCCGGCACCAGCACCUGCAAACAGCAGAGCUACCGGAGAAGUUGUGCCAUCGGAUCUUUGGGCAUGGCGGAAGUACGGACAGAAGCCCAUCAAGGGUUCACCUUAUCCUAGAGGCUACUACAGAUGUAGUAGCUCCAAGGGUUGUUCGGCGAGAAAGCAAGUCGAACGGAGCAGAACCGAUCCGAAUAUGCUUGUGAUCACAUACACCUCGGAGCACAACCACCCGUGGCCAACGCAGCGCAAUGCCCUUGCCGGCUCCACCCGUUCUCAGCCAGCCAAGAGCGUCAAAGAAGAGGCCGAUCGCAAGGAAACCUCCUCACCGAUCCAGACCAACUGCAAAGAAGAGGCCGAUCAUCGCUUCGAACCCCCGUUCGAUCCAGCCACCUACAAGCCAACUCAAGAGCAAGACAGCUUUUUUGCUGAUUUGGGGGAAAUUGGAGAUGAUCCCUUGAGUUUAUUCGGACAAGGGUUUCCACCAGCAGAUCAUACUAAUAAUAAUCAUACUGAUUUGGAUCCAUUUAGUUUCUAUGAUUGGACAACAACAACAGCGGAGGACUCGAGCCCGAAAUCUUGAAAUGGUUCCUUCAAUUAUCUUUGUACAAUAGUUUAGGGGUGUUUUAUGAGGUUUGGCCAUGCAUGAGAAACUAUUUAUCUUUCUAUUCAUUUUUUAUAAUUAAUUUCAACAACAAAAAUUUCCUCA
Salvia hispanica is the source of this 1285-nucleotide messenger RNA. Its product is annotated as putative WRKY transcription factor 14. The record is from RefSeq and is a predicted model, not a curated record. Gene Ontology annotation, molecular function: DNA-binding transcription factor activity; transcription cis-regulatory region binding. Gene Ontology annotation, cellular component: nucleus. Lineage: Eukaryota; Viridiplantae; Streptophyta; Magnoliopsida; Lamiales; Lamiaceae. Gene Ontology annotation, biological process: regulation of DNA-templated transcription.